Messenger RNA from Maylandia zebra (zebra mbuna), 1340 nucleotides. The record is from RefSeq and is a predicted model, not a curated record. NCBI's taxonomy places the organism in Eukaryota, Metazoa, Chordata, Actinopteri, Cichliformes, Cichlidae.
GCAUGUCCAGGACUUGUGAAAGAGUGGAAGUGAUUCAUGUCAUCUUUGAUAAAAAUCUAAAUUCUGCUGUUUUAAAACAGAAAAAAAGGAAGAACAAGAGGAAGCUUCAAAUUUCAAGAGUUUGGAAACUUUCCAAGGUGUGGUCACACAGACUUUCCCCCUCGCUCAGAUUUAACCACCAAACCCACAGAUAUUUUUAACAGUCAAACUUAAGAAUAAUCCUCAAUAAACUUCAAGGACUUUCUGCCCGAGUCACCAAAAUGACCUCAGAGCCAAACUUCACCACCGCCUCAAACCUCACCACCCCCACUGCCGAUGGUGGCUGCCCACCUGUCGGUAUUGGGCUGGAAGGUAAGAUCAUGCCACCCGUCCUCAUCAUCGACGUCAUUCUGGGGCUGCUGGGAAACCUGGUCGCUCUGUGGAUCUUCUGCUUCAAACUGAAGGCGUGGAACCCCAACAGCCUCUUCCUCUUCAACCUGGUUAUCGCAGACUUCCUCGCUCUAGUGAGUCUACCUCUGAGGAUCGACGCCUUGCUCAGGAGUCACUGGGUGUUUGGAGACGGCAUGUGUCGGAUCAACCUCUUCCUGAUGUUUUCCAACCGCUCGGCGAGCAUCGCACUCAUGACCGUGGUGGCAAUUUAUCGCUACUUUAAGGUGGUCCAUCCUCACCACCGCUUCAACCGCAUGACCAAGCGACAGGCGGUGUUCGUGUCGCUGUUUGUCUGGCUGCUGGUCAUCACGCCCCGGGUUCCUAUGCUGGCUUACAACCACAUCAAGGGCAGCGGCAAUACAACCCAGUGCUUCUUCUUCACGUCUUACAAAGAGGCGUCGCGAGCCAUCAUCAUCCUGGUGGCCAUGCAUCGCAUCCUCACCGUGCUGGAGUUCAUCUUCCCGAUGGCCAUGCUGCUGUUCUGCUCCAUCCGGAUCUCCAGCUUCCUGAAGGAACGACGUAUGGGCAAACCCGACAAAGUGCGCAAGGCGAUGCGAGUGUGCAUCGCCAUCGUCACAGUAUUCAUGGUAUGCUUUCUGCCCACCACGGUGACAACCAUCGGAGUGUGGAUCAUCCGCUCGUACCGCCCGUGGGACUGCACCAGCUUCUACAGAUUCACCCAGCUCAGCAUCGUGUCUCUGGGUUUGAACUUCCUGAACUCGGCCCUGGAUCCCAUCAUCUACAUCUUCUCCAGCUCCAUGUUCAGGAAGGCCCUGGUGAGUGCGCUGCCCUGUGCACUGCGCUGUGGGCAGGACGCCGAGGACAACAAGACGUCUUCUUCGGGAACUCAGUCGACCACCCAGGAGGAGAUGAAAUCCAUGAGGACUGAUAGAGGAAGCGAGGCGAAAUAG